AUGGAUGAGGCAUGGUCCAGCGACCCCAAAGCUCAGUUUAAGUUCGAGAUCGAAAAAUUCCAAUGCUCGCUCCUUCACAAUUCCAAACAUCUGAGAGUACACGUGCUCAGUCUCCGACUUCACGAAGAUACUUUCAACUUCCGCUAA
Phytophthora nicotianae INRA-310 is the source of this 147-nucleotide messenger RNA. RefSeq lists its product as hypothetical. Lineage: Eukaryota; Oomycota; Peronosporomycetes; Peronosporales; Peronosporaceae. The record is from RefSeq and is a predicted model, not a curated record. The transcript is spliced from 2 exons. Bases 1 to 147 code for a protein of 48 amino acids.